CGUCCCAGUAGCGGAAGUGUUAGAACGUGCUUCAAAUAUCUCUCCCUCUCUCUAUGUAGUAGGAGACAUAUAUAUAUACAUGUAUAUAUAUAUAUCUGGUAUAUUGAAAAAUGCAAAUCUUACAGCUCUUAUGCUUGUUACUUGCUUGCUUGUUAUCGCCUAGCUUGGUGCGUGGACAGGGCCAUGUGCUGGAUAAGCCAGUCACCGAACUAUGCCUCACCUGCCUCUGUGAGGCAAUGUCUGGCUGCAAUGCAACUGCAAUUUGUACUAGCCAGGAGAAGGGUAUCUGUGGCAUCUUUAGGAUUACGUGGGCAUAUUGGGUCGACGCUGGCAAAUUGACGGUGGGUGGCGAACAACCCGAUUCGGAGGAGGCCUUUGUCAAUUGUGCAAAUGAUCCGCACUGUGCGGCAGACAGUGUCCAGAACUAUAUGAAGAAAUUCAAUCAGGAUUGCAAUGGGGAUGGUGAGAUGGAUUGCCAUGACUAUGCGAGAAUACAUAGAAUGGGCGCUUAUGGUUGCACCAGAGAGAUGCCCUACAAAUAUCGGACCACCUUCGAAGACUGCAUCGAGAACUAUGAGGAACAAGGAUUAGGGGAUGAGUGACAAAAGUGUAUAAAAUUAAGGAUUAAGGGUUUUUUUUUGUUCUUUUAACAAUUUUGCCGGUAUGAACAUAUUUGUUCAUCAUGAUUUGAAUAUUCAUAUCGAGUUGGAAGAGAUUUCAAUGUUGAAAAAAGUUAAUAAAUAUCUAUCACUGAAGAAAGAGACAAAUAGUAAAAAAGUUAAUAAAUUUCCAUCACAAUAAGUUGCUCAAAAUUCGGCGAUAUUUUUAAAGCACAUUUGUAAUAUAAAUGUAAAUGAUAUUUUUCUAUAUUUGUAUAUAUUUUUAUACUUAUAUAAAAUAAAUAUAUAAAUAAAUAAAUGAUGAUAGUUAUCAAAUUGCGAUUCCCCAAACAAUUGGCCGAAUUAACAAUUA
Messenger RNA from Drosophila grimshawi, 972 nucleotides. RefSeq names its product lysozyme. The transcript is spliced from 2 exons. The coding region runs from base 111 to 602 and encodes 163 amino acids. NCBI's taxonomy places the organism in Eukaryota, Metazoa, Arthropoda, Insecta, Diptera, Drosophilidae. The record is from RefSeq and is a predicted model, not a curated record. Gene Ontology annotation, molecular function: lysozyme activity.